AUGAAAGGCGGGCGCCACCGAAGACAUGCCAGCAGUGGUGCAGAGGCCUCAGUCAAUGGCAGCAGCAACUCCAUCGACGGCGCUGCCUGGACAGUCGACGCAAACCAAGAAAGGCGAACACACAGCCUGCAAGGCAGCUCGCACAACAACAACACCGACAGCACCGACAGCAGGGAGGGAGGAACCAGCUCUCACGAUGACGCACCGUCAACAACAGGACCAACAGCAGGAUCAACAGCAGGAACAACAACCAAGGCAUCUUCUCCACGAGUGCCUGCGCCACCGACGCCAUCAACGCCGCCAGGGUCACGGAAGCAAGAGGGUGUGGCCUGCACAACGCCAUUGCGGGGCGGCCCGUUGUUCUGGACGGGUUCGGAGAACCACGACACCGACGACGAGGAGCUGGCAGCGCUCGCGCAGACAGACGUCCUCUUCUACCCCAAGCCCCAGUGGCCCUCCACCACACGCGCCCACACGUCCAUCGACACCGCGCUCCGCCGCGUGUGUAUGCAAGACGAGGACGGCGCCGCCGAUGCGCUCAUGGCAGAAGAGAAAGCAGACGCUGCUGUUGUCGUCGAUGAUGACGAUGUAUUUGCUGCCGAUGGAGAUGCGAGGUCGCCGCCUUUCAGUGUCCAGCGACAGGCGCUGCGGCAGAAGCGGUUGAGAACGCUGCAAGCGAAGCGAAGGACGCUGUCACGUCGCCACACCAUCAGCGGCCUGGCAGAGAUUCACGCCUUCAAAUCCUUGGACAGGACGCUCGCCCUUGUCCUCAGUCCAUCGCGGCCGCAGGCACCCGCACCUGACACAUCCUCGCCAAUCGUUCCCUAACACACGUGCCCCUGUAUGUAUUCAGUUGCUUGUGUGUUUGUGCAUGUGUGUGUGCUUC
Molecule: messenger RNA, 886 nt
Organism: Salpingoeca rosetta
Lineage: Eukaryota; Choanoflagellata; Craspedida; Salpingoecidae
Exons: 1
Coding region: 1-828 (275 amino acids)
Source: RefSeq, a predicted model, not a curated record